Messenger RNA from Lachancea mirantina, 1146 nucleotides. The record is from the annotation of a GenBank genome assembly. Lineage: Eukaryota; Fungi; Ascomycota; Saccharomycetes; Saccharomycetales; Saccharomycetaceae.
AUGAGAGCGCUAGCUUAUUUCGGUGAGAAAACUAUCAACUUCACUAAAGACCUCCCUGAGCCUGUCAUUGGUGCCGACGACGAAUUAAUUAUCGACGUCAGCUGGUGCGGAAUAUGCGGAACUGAUUUACAUGAAUAUUUAGACGGCCCCAUUUUUUUCCCUAAAGAUGGCGAGCCUCAUGCCCUGAGCGCCUUGGAGCUUCCUCAAGCUAUGGGACACGAGAUGUCAGGGGUGGUGUCUAAAAUUGGUCCUGGCGUAUCGACGGUGAAGGUUGGUGACAGAGUGGUGGUGGAGGUUACCGGAACAUGCAAAGACGUUUACCGCUGGCCUAAAUCCAAGAGAUUCAAAGAGAAAAAAUGUGCCGCUUGUGCAAGAGACCUUUACAACAGCUGUUCUCAUCUGGGCUUUUGUGGAUUGGGUUGUGGCAGCGGUGGAUUCGCCGAAAAGGUCGUUACCAGUGAGAGCCAUGUGGUGAAGCUCCCAGAUAACAUCCCAAUGGAUGUGGCUGCUCUUGUAGAGCCGCUUGCGGUCUCGUGGCACGCCGUGCGCAUCUCUGGUUUGAAAAAAGGAGAUUCAGCUCUCGUUUUAGGAGCUGGACCAAUUGGUUUGGCAACUAUUCUUGCUUUGCAAGGCCAUGGGGCAGGUAAAAUCCUCGUUUCAGAACCUGCAGAAUUUCGCAGAGAACAGGCCCACAGUUUAGGCGUUGAGGCUUUCAAUCCCUUCGAUUUCGGCGACAAUGUCUUUGAAGAGUUGCGGAAAAGGGCUCCUGGUGGCGAGGGAUUCAAUUUCUCUUAUGAUUGUUCAGGGAUGAAGGCCACGUUUGACGCGGGGCUACAUGCUUUGACUUUCAGAGGAGUUGCUGUUAACAUCGCAAUCUGGGGUCACAAGCCUAUCGAUUUCUACCCAAUGUCUGUCACUUUACAAGAGAAGUUUGUUACUGGCUCGAUUUGUUAUACCAGAGAAGACUUUGAAGCUGUUGUGGCCGCGUUGCAUGAGGGAAGAAUUGACAUCGACAAAGCCCGGCACAUGAUUACCGGGCGCGAAAGAAUUGAGGACGGUUUCGACAGGGGUUUGAUGGAAUUGAUUAACAACAAGAAGAAUAUCAAAAUUCUGCUAACUCCUAAUAAUUUCAAAGAGCUUGCGUGA